AUGUAUAGAACAAUUCAAAUAGAAGGACAUGUUGUAGAACUUCAAGUUUGUGAUAUUUUAUAUGACAACAAUUUCAAACCAAAAAGUAAAGACUUUGACAUUGCCUUUGUUAUUCAUGACGAUUCGCAUAAAGAGAUAACUGAUAAAAUUUUUGAAAUGAUUGAAUCUUUAGAUACCCCAUCUCAAUCUAAUCGUUAUCUUGUCAUUACUAAAACUGAUCUUGAAGAAUCAUUUCAUAAACAAAAAGCACAAAAUGUUGACCGUUUUAAACUUCAAUACCGUUUUGCAAAAGUUUGUUUUGUGUCUUCAUUAACAGGUGAUGGUGUUGACGAACUCUUUAUUUCAGCAGUUGCCAAAAGCCUUAAGUCAAAAGAACCAGAGCAAUGUUUUAGUGAUAAAAAACAAAAGAAUAAAUGUGUGGUGAUGUGA
This is a messenger RNA of Entamoeba nuttalli P19, 429 nucleotides long. RefSeq lists its product as hypothetical. The transcript has a single exon. Bases 1 to 429 code for a protein of 142 amino acids. The record is from RefSeq and is a predicted model, not a curated record. Lineage: Eukaryota; Evosea; Mastigamoebida; Endamoebidae.